AUGGUGCCCUCACGUAAAAUUUUCACUUUCUCUGAUGCGCAAACACCGCUCUCGUUCAAAGUGACAAGUUAAAACUGUUUUUCUCCGAUCAAUCUCCGGGCGAUCAGAGAUUUUUUUUUUUUUUUCCUGUGGAUCUUCCGGCCAAUUCAAGAGCAAUGAUAGAUAGGUUGUGAUGAGAUGCCAAAAGGAGACAAACUUGUCUUAAGGGGUUUAAAAUUCCAUGGAUACCAUGGGGUGAAGCCUGAAGAAAGGACUCUGGGUCAAAAGUUUGUAGUGGAUGUGGAUGCCUGGAUGGACCUUCGAACUGCUGGUAAAUCUGACCAGUUAUCAGACACACUUAGUUACACUGAUAUUUACCGCAUAGUAAAAGAGGUUAUGGAGGGGUCACCACAUAAUCUUCUUGAAUCUGUGGCUGAACACAUUUCAACUACAACCCUGAGCAAAUACCCCCAGGUAAAUGCUGUGCGUGUUCAGGUCGGAAAGCCACAUGUUGCAGUCCAAGGACCAGUCGACUACUUGGGCGUUGAGAUCAUUAGAUAUCGAGGCAUUGCCAUAUAAAUCUGCCAAGGCUAAUAUUCUGCUGGUCGAUUCUUCACCGAAAUCUAUACAAUGUGUGUUUUUAUUGUAUCAUAAUUAAACUCUUCUUCAUUACAUUAUAUCGACGAAACUUGUAGUUUGAAUUGAUUGAUAAUGCCAAGUUUUCUGUUUGAUGUCUUACAUUGUCUUGUCAGAAAAUUUCUAGGUUGGUUGAAGAAGGCAUUCAAAAAUGCUAUAACAACAAUAACAAUAAACAUUCUAGGUUU
Ipomoea nil (Japanese morning glory) is the source of this 803-nucleotide messenger RNA. RefSeq names its product dihydroneopterin aldolase 1-like. The transcript is spliced from 3 exons. Gene Ontology annotation, biological process: folic acid-containing compound metabolic process. Gene Ontology annotation, molecular function: dihydroneopterin aldolase activity. Gene Ontology annotation, cellular component: cytoplasm. Bases 178 to 558 code for a protein of 126 amino acids. The record is from RefSeq and is a predicted model, not a curated record. NCBI's taxonomy places the organism in Eukaryota, Viridiplantae, Streptophyta, Magnoliopsida, Solanales, Convolvulaceae.